CGUCAGCGUGACGCAAGCGCGUAGCGUGCGAGUGACGUGGUCCCGGGCAGGCGGGCGGGGCCGGUUUGAACGCGGAGCAGACGGGGCGAGAGCGGGGCAGAAAAUGGCAGUGAAUGUGUAUUCGACUUCAGUGACCAGCGAUAACCUGAGCCGACAUGACAUGCUGGCCUGGAUCAACGAGUCCCUGCAGCUGACCCUGACCAAGAUCGAACAGCUCUGCUCGGGUGCUGCCUACUGCCAGUUUAUGGACAUGCUCUUCCCAGGCUCUGUGGCCCUCAAGAAGGUGAAGUUCCAGGCCAAGCUGGAGCACGAGUACAUCCAGAACUUCAAGGUCCUGCAGGCGGGUUUCAAACGCAUGGGUGUCGACAAAAUAAUUCCUGUGGACAAAUUGGUGAAAGGGAAGUUCCAGGACAACUUUGAGUUUGUUCAGUGGUUCAAGAAGUUCUUUGAUGCCAACUAUGAUGGGAAGGAGUAUGACCCUGUUGCUGCUAGGCAAGGCCAAGAGACAGUGGCCCCCAACCUGGUUGCUCCAGUGAUGAACAAACCCAAGAAGUCUCUCAGCUCAAACACUGCAGCCCCACAGAGGCCCAUGGUGACGCAGAGGACCGCAGCCACCCCCAAGGCUGGCAGCGGCGUGGUGAAAAAGGCAGCGGGAGACGAGGAGUCGGCAGGGCUGAUCGAGCAGAUCAAUGUCUUGAAACUUACUGUUGAAGAUCUGGAGAAGGAGAGAGACUUCUACUUUGGCAAGCUGAGGAACAUUGAGCUGAUCUGCCAGGAGAAUGAAGGGGAGAAUGACCCAGUGCUGCAGAGGAUUGUGGAGAUUCUUUAUGCCACAGAUGAAGGCUUUGUGAUACCUGACGAGGGAGCCCCACAGGAGGAGCAAGAAGAGUAUUAACAGACCACCUACUGUCCCAGCAGAGCAGCAGCAGCAGCAACCACCUCCACCACCACCACCUCCACCUCCACCACCACCACCAUCGAGAAUUCUUUGCCCCAGAUCAUGUGCUUAACUGUCAAGUACUCCACUUUGUUCUUAGAGGACUCCACCGGUUUCUUUUCAUGAGCAACCAACCAA
Dryobates pubescens (Downy woodpecker) is the source of this 1075-nucleotide messenger RNA. RefSeq names its product microtubule associated protein RP/EB family member 1 (gene MAPRE1). Gene Ontology annotation, cellular component: spindle midzone; cytoplasmic microtubule; microtubule organizing center. The transcript is spliced from 7 exons. Gene Ontology annotation, molecular function: microtubule plus-end binding. Bases 104 to 895 code for a protein of 263 amino acids. The record is from RefSeq and is a predicted model, not a curated record. Gene Ontology annotation, biological process: spindle assembly; regulation of microtubule polymerization or depolymerization; protein localization to microtubule plus-end. Lineage: Eukaryota; Metazoa; Chordata; Aves; Piciformes; Picidae.